AUGAGCAAUGACGGCGGCUCGGGAGUGAGGUCCGUGCACUCGCCGCAUCUCCAAGUCGAUCAUGCUGAUGAAGCAGCGGCGAACGAGAAAGAGAGAAAUUACGAUUUGGACACUUUUCUCAACACAACAACCACAAUGGCGACAACAUCACUACCGCGAACCGCUCUACAGCGCUCCCUCUUCUCUGCGCAUUCCUCGCCGCAAUGCCUGUCGCAGCGCAUGUCCUCCCGCCUCGGCCAAACCACCACCCGCACAUUCUCCAAGAGCUCGACAAUGCGCUAUAAGACUGUAGAGGAAGCAAAGUCACGUUACCGAUUCGGUCCCUUCAGCUGGCAAGCUGGUCUUCUCUUCCUGGGCGCUGGUGUCGGAAUGGCCUUCUACUUCAGCUACGAGAAAGAGCGCAUGGCUCGCAAGCGCAUCGCCGAACACAGCAAAGGUGUCGGUCGUCCCCUUGUCGGUGGCCCCUUCAAGUUGAUCGAUCAGGACCGCAAGCCCUUUACCGAGCAAAACUUGAAAGGGAAAUACUCGCUCGUCUACUUUGGCUUCACACACUGCCCGGACAUUUGCCCUGAAGAGUUGGACAAGAUGGCUGGCAUGAUUGACAAUGUCAAGGCAAAGCACGGUGAUGUUAUGAGACCCGUCUUCAUCACUUGCGACCCUGCGAGAGACACACCUGAGGUCACAAAGGAAUAUUUGAAGGAGUUCCACGAGGAUAUGAUCGGUUUGACCGGAGACUAUGAGGCUGUCAAGGCUACCUGCAAGGCUUUCCGUGUCUACUUCUCAACUCCCCAGAACGUCUUGCCUGGUCAGGAUUAUCUUGUCGAUCACAGCAUUUACUUUUACUUGAUGGGAGACUUCGUCGAGGCCAUUGGCAGAAACUUCACCGUCGACCAAGCAUCAAAAGUCAUCAACGACCACGUCGCCGACUGGAGAGGCAAGAUUGAC
Messenger RNA from Aureobasidium vineae, 945 nucleotides. Lineage: Eukaryota; Fungi; Ascomycota; Dothideomycetes; Dothideales; Saccotheciaceae. The record is from the annotation of a GenBank genome assembly.